AUGGUUGAAGAUUCAAGAGUUAGAGAUGCUUUUAAAAGCGGUGAACAAAAGGCAUUGCCGGCCUCUUUGGUUCCACAAGCACCUACUGUCUUGACAUCAAAGGAUAAGAUUACCAAGCGAAUGAUUGUGGUAUUAUCUAUGGCCUCUCUCGAGACACAUAAGAUAUCGUCUAAUGGACCUGGUGGUGAUAAGUAUGUUCUUUUGAACUGUGACGACCAUCAGGGUUUAUUAAAAAAAAUGGGUAGGGACAUUAGUGAGGCAAGACCAGAUAUCACCCACCAGUGUCUUUUGACUCUGCUGGAUUCUCCAAUCAACAAAGCUGGGAAAUUGCAAGUCUACAUUCAGACAAGUCGAAACAUUCUCAUCGAAGUUAACCCUACCGUUCGUAUACCAAGAACUUUUAAAAGAUUUUCUGGUUUAAUGGUUCAAUUACUACAUAAGCUAUCUAUCAGAUCCGUAAAUUCUGAAGAAAAACUACUGAAAGUAAUCAAGAACCCGAUUACCGAUCAUCUACCUACCAAGUGCCGUAAAGUUACGUUAUCCUAUGACGCACCUGUUAUCCGUGUUCAAGAUUACAUUGAAAAACUAGACGAUGACGAGAGUAUAUGUGUAUUUGUCGGUGCCAUGGCGAGAGGUAAAGAUAACUUCGCAGAUGAGUACGUCGACGAAAAAGUCGGUCUGUCCAAUUACCCAUUGUCCGCCUCAGUUGCGUGCUCUAAGUUUUGCCACGGUGCAGAAGAUGCUUGGAAUAUUCUAUAG
Saccharomyces kudriavzevii IFO 1802 is the source of this 759-nucleotide messenger RNA. RefSeq names its product 18S rRNA pseudouridine methyltransferase (gene EMG1). Gene Ontology annotation, molecular function: rRNA (pseudouridine) methyltransferase activity; rRNA binding. The transcript has a single exon. The record is from RefSeq and is a predicted model, not a curated record. Lineage: Eukaryota; Fungi; Ascomycota; Saccharomycetes; Saccharomycetales; Saccharomycetaceae. The coding region runs from base 1 to 759 and encodes 252 amino acids. Gene Ontology annotation, cellular component: small-subunit processome; nucleolus. Gene Ontology annotation, biological process: rRNA base methylation.